UGUUUCCGGAUACGGAGUGAGAACAUAGGACAAGAGUACUAACUACUCCCAAUUAUAAAAACAACAGCAGCUGCCACAUAUUUUAGGCAGAGCUGCAAGGAUCAAAAACACCCUAUCCUAUGUUCCAACCCAGAAACUGCAUUUUCUCAUCCCCAUAACAGAAAAAUGUCUCUACAGAAUCAGAAUCUGCAAAAUAAUGACAUGGCCUUGGUUCUAUCUAGUGAUGCAAAACCUAGACUCAAAUGGACUCCAGAACUUCACCUGCGCUUCGUCGAUGCCGUCAAUCAGCUUGGAGGUGCAGAUAAGGCUACACCAAAAUCAUUGAUGAGGGUGAUGGGCAUUCAUGGAUUGACACUGUACCAUCUUAAGAGCCACUUGCAGAAAUACAGGCUGGGAAAAAGUCAACAAUCACAACAUUAUAAUGAGAGUAAGCCGGAAGAGGAAAGAGAGAAUCAGAGGAGUCACUUUACUGCAGAAGUUUGCGAGGAAACUCAGAAUCAGACCAAUGAGAGCUUGCAGAUAGCCCAGGCUCUGCAUAUGCAAAUGGAGGUGCAGAGGAAACUAUACGAACAACUUGAGGUGCAAAGACAUCUGCAAUUGCGAAUUGAAGCUCAAGGAAAGUAUCUACAAUCAGUUCUGAAGAAAGCACAGGAAACACUUGCUGAGUAUAAUACUUCUGCUGCUGGAGUUGAACUUGCCAAGGCAGAACUUUCUCAACUGGUAUCAAUGGUUGACAUUGGCUGUCCAACUUCUUCCUUAUCUGCAUUGACAGAAAUUGAAGGCCCGAUCUUAAAAGACACAGACAAUAAGCAAUUGACAAGUAAUGGAUGUUCAAUGGAAAGUUCUCUUACAUCAUCUGAGAGCUCAGGGAGAAAGGAACAGACUCAACCAAUGCAUGAAAUUGACGAAAAGGGCAAGUGUAAUAGAAACAACAUCGUCCUCUCAUUGAUGGAAAUGCAGCCAGGACAAAACAGUAGAUCAAACAAUCAAGCCAGUGAAAGAAAAAGAACUGGAAGCAACACUUCUGUUGAAAAACCACUCCCGAAAAGAUUUCAACCCCAAAGAAGUGAUGAGCAAACAGGGCACCAGUAUCCUCCUCUAUUAGAUACGUAAGAAAUAUUCUUUCUCAUCCAUCCAGGAAGCAUUCAGCGUAGAGGAAGAAUCCCACCAUUCAUUCCAAGAAUCCUCUUUUCUUGCUUUUCUUCUGGGGACAGAAGGCAGAACAUAUUCAUGCCUACGCAAGUACUUAGAAGCUUUCUAGCAGCUGCUAAGAAUUUCUAGCAGCAGAAGGCAGAAUCCUACUUUCUAGCAGCAGCUAAGAAGCUUAAGAUACAAAUUUCCAGGAGAAAAUCCUACUUUCUAGCAGCAGCUAAGAAGCUUAAGAUACAAAUUUCCAGGAGAUAUUGGAGAUAAUCUGUUCAGUAUUGUGCUACAUGACUAAAGGGUAGAUACUAUCUAAUAAGAAAAUAAAAAUUGUGCAGUACUCAAAGCUAGCACGGUAGCAUUUUCAGUCCAA
Molecule: messenger RNA, 1516 nt
Organism: Coffea arabica (coffee)
Lineage: Eukaryota; Viridiplantae; Streptophyta; Magnoliopsida; Gentianales; Rubiaceae
Source: RefSeq, a predicted model, not a curated record